AUGUCUACCAUGCAAAUGGAUGUUUCUGACAUUGAAGUGAAAAAAGAAGGGACUUUAAAUAGUCCUGUGCACUUUAACAGUUUUACUGAACAAACAGUUUCUUCCCUUAAUGAGAAGGAAGUGGAACAAAUUAGUAAUAGUGGUCUUUUACAUGAAAUAAAUGAUCCUAUUGAUACUAUUGAGGUUAAUCCCAACGAAAAUAUUCCGUUGCCUGGUAAUUUAGAUAGACCAAGCCAAAACCUUGAUGAUAACGACAAUACAAAUAACUCUUCUAGUAGUUCAAAUGUGGUUGAUUUGGUUGAUUACCAGUCAAAUGUUUCAAAUAAUAUGUCUUAUAAUUCCUUAGCAGCAGCACCUUCAACGCAGAAGACCAUCUCCCUCCCUCCGGCAGCGGAACCUGCUUCUUGGCAAAUUCCACCAAGUGCUUUGCAGCAAAAAAAACCUUUGAAAAAUAUGCAGUUUGAAAAGUACGAAAAUCGUAUUUCAAAGAAUGUUUACGAUACAGAAGCAUGGUUAGGUCUCCUUGCUGAAGUACAGGCUAAGGCAGAUAUUGAUAAAGUCAGAGAUGUUUUUGAAAGGUUUCUGCAAAAAUUUCCUACGUCGUCACGACAAUGGGUACAAUACGCUGAAUACGAACUCAAACAUGAACAUUACGACAAAGUGGAAGCUAUAUUUGCCCGUUGUCUUCGCUCUGUUCUUUCCGUUGAUUUAUGGAAAUUUUAUCUUAAUUAUGUACGGCGCAUGAAUCCAAUUGAAAAAGGAUCAGCAACAAGCUCUCAGGCAAGAGCAACUAUUGCAAAAGCUUAUGAAUAUGUUCUCAAUCACAUUGGUUUAGAUAAAGAUGCAGGCACUCUGUGGAGUGACUAUUUGUUUUUCUUAAAAACUGGUGAAACACAUAGUGCCUGGGAAGAACAACAAAAAAUGGAUAUUAUGAGGAAGACAUAUCAAAGGGCAAUAUGCAUUCCUCUAAAUCAUGUUGAACAUAUUUGGAAAGAAUAUGAUCAAUUUGAGAAUGCAUUAAAUAAAGUAACGGCUAAAAAGUUUUUGCAAGAUCGUUCACCAUCAUAUAUGACUGCACGCACCGCUGUAAAAGAGAUGCGUCGAUUUGUAGAUAAAAUAAACAAGAAUGUGGUUCCUACACCACCAAAGUGGAGCAAGAACGAAAAAGAACAACUGUCGUAUUGGAAAGAGUGGAUUGAAUGGGAAAUGUUAAACCCACUUUCUCUUGAGGAUCCAUCUGCUCUUGCACAGAGAGUCAUUUAUGUGUAUAAGCAAGCUAUGAUGUACUUGCGCUAUUAUCCAGAGAUAUGGUUUGAAGCUGCAAAUUAUUGGGUAUCGAUAAAAAAAGAUGAUGAUGCGGUCUCUUUGUUAAAAACUGCGAUGGAAGUUAUGCCUACCAGUUUUUUGGUUCAUUUUGCUUAUGCUGAAUUACAAGAGCAUCGAAAACAAUUCGCUGAAUCCCGUAAAGCGUACGAGUCGUUAUUAUUGAACAUCCAAUAUCAAAUUGAAGAAAUUGAAAAAUCUACCGCAGAUGAAAUCAAGGCUUUAAUGAAGAAUUCUACUGAUAAUGUUAGCGAAGAUGAAAAUACAUUAGACAUGGAUGGCGAAACUCGUGAACAAUUAAGAAUUAAAGAGAAGGAAUUGGAAAAAGAACGAUCAAAAGUUGAAGAAAGCAGGCAGCACGAAAUAGAUGAAUUAUCACGUGCUUAUUCGCUUGUUUGGAUUAUGCUGAUGAGAUUUACAAGGCGUACAGAGGGUAUUAAAUCUGCGCGUCUUAUAUUUAGCAAGGCCAGGAAGUCAAAUUACUGCACUUAUCAUGUAUUUGUAGCAUCAGCUUUGAUGGAAUAUCACUGUAGCAAAGAUCAAGUGAUUGCUGGAAAAAUUUUUGAGCUAGGGUUAAAGAAUUUUAUAUAUAAUCCGGAAUAUGUUAGUCAAUAUCUUGAUUUUCUUAUCCAGCUAAACGACGACAACAACACAAGAGCUCUUUUCGAACGAACUCUUAUGUCAAUGCCAGCUGAUAAGGCUAAAAUUGUAUGGGAACAAUUCUCUAAGUACGAGAAUAAUUACGGAGAUCUAACGGUAAUUCGAAAAAUAGAUGAACGUCGAGCAAAAGAAUACCCUGAAGAAUCUUUCUUGUCAAGGUUUUCAGAACGCUAUAGCUUUUUAGAUACUAAUAUCAUACUUCAUAAAGAAGUUGGUCCAAAACCCGAUCCAGAAAUUAUCGACAGUCCACCAUCAGAAAUUCAAAAUGAAGAAGAGCACGAAGUGAUACCUACACGGAGAGCAUUAUUGGAUUCUGUUCAUCCAGAAAAGUAUCCUCGACCAGAUUUUCGACAAUGGGUUUUAUAUAAACCUACAGCGGAACAAUUAAGACGACCAUUUUUUCCACCACCUGUUUCUUCUGGUCAAUCAGCACCUACCCAAGCGGGAGGUUCAGUACAACCACUUGGUCCAUCACCUCCUUUAGGUUCCCAAUCAAUAGGUGUUACUCCACAACCACUUGGUCCUUCUGUACCUCGUGGGCAUUCUCCUUCCUCACAAAAUACUGCACAAUCUGUAUCCCUAAAUUGGACUUGUACAGCAAAUGGAGUGAUGCUUCCAGAAGUUAUUGCCAAAUUCCUGUCAAUAUUACCUUCGGCUUCAAGUUAUAAUGGUCCAAUUAUAAAUCCAAUCGAUUUAAUGGAUAUAAUUCGCAAUUCUAUACCGACACAAUCUAAUGCCACCAUAGGCGGAAAUGGUUUAUUAAACACACCGCUGGCACAACAUUCACUUCAAUCACAACCUCGAGAUAGAUCUCGAGGGGGUAGUCCAGCUCGUGGUGAUGGUAGAGGAUAUAGUAGUGAUGGAAGGUACGAAGGAUCCAGAAAUUAUGACAGGCCUUUAGAAAAUGGUCGAGGUCGAGCACGUCAGGGUGAAUUUUUUGGAAAACAGAUGAGGGGUCCAAAUCCUCCAACGCGUGGAUUACAAUUCAAACGUAGAAGAAGGGAAUUUGAUGCUGAAACAGAAGAUUUUCAGGGUCGAGGCGGUCCCGGAAUUAACCGACCGCCUGAUUAUGAUCUCUUUCGGGCUCGCCAACAAAAAAAAGCAAAACAUGGAUCAUUUGGAGCUAAUCCUAAUGCUGCCAUUAGUUCUAAUGAU
This is a messenger RNA of Racocetra persica, 3138 nucleotides long. NCBI's taxonomy places the organism in Eukaryota, Fungi, Glomeromycota, Glomeromycetes, Diversisporales, Gigasporaceae. The record is from the annotation of a GenBank genome assembly.